Molecule: messenger RNA, 1771 nt
Organism: Triticum aestivum (bread wheat)
Lineage: Eukaryota; Viridiplantae; Streptophyta; Magnoliopsida; Poales; Poaceae
Exons: 5
Coding region: 52-489 (145 amino acids)
Source: RefSeq, a predicted model, not a curated record
UUGGAAUGGGCUCAGAAAAACAAGCGUGCACGAAAUGUUGUUGGGAGUAUUAUGCAGAAUGAUUAUAUUUCUCAGCAGCUUGACGAGAAGGUGCUGGAGCUAGAGCGGGAGAUAGAGCAUGAGCUAGAGCGGAAGAAAGAGCAGAAGACACAACAGCAGUGCUUCAAAAAGUGGGAUGUGCCAUGCUAUCCCCCUGGGCAGUCAUUGUGGCCCCAAAACAAUCUGCCAGCGCGGCAAUACUUCAACAAGCCAGAUGGACCAUGUGGCCCUGGUUAUGCAAUGUUUGCCCCUGUACAUGGUCGUCACAACAACCGGCCACUGUGGCAGCAGCCACCACCAUUAAAACGGCUUUUCACUUAUAGCAGUGAGUUUGGACCUCAUGAGGUACCCCAGCCAUCCUUCAACAAUAGCAGCGGAGCCAGCUACCAUUGGUAUCCACAGCAACUUACUGCCCCCAACUCAUUUGCCUAUGGCGCACACACAGGCUAGGGCAACUACCAACACCAAUGGGAGCAGCUUCCCAUUACUCUGGAGCCGUUUAUUGCAUCUUGGCAGCAUCCACCUCCUUCGUCAUCCAACACCUAGUGAGGUAAAAGCAGUACUGAAAACCUCUGUAUGUAGACCAUAGUGGAAUCUUUAAAAAGACUUAUAUUUAGGAAUGGAGUCAGUAUUCGGUUAUGGCACUGCAUGCUUAUAUCUGCUCAUCCUGGUGUGUGGGUUCGCUGGGGCUAAAUUGCGUGUUUUGACCAUUUGCGAAAGUAUAGCCGGAGCUUACCCUAGUCUGAAACCUUUUCGAGACCUGACCCUUUUUCUACCGCCAGAGUCGACGACGGUAGGGGCACACCGCGCUGACGUGGAUAAGUUGGCUACCACUAGGGGCCUCGGUGGUAGGCUCGUAUACCCUACCGCCAUAGACCCCGGCGGUAGGAAAAGGGUCAGUUCCCGAUUUUUUUUCAAACCAGGGUCAGAUCCGGCUAAACUUUUGCAAAAGGUUCAAAACACCAAAUUUGCCCUUCGCUGGAUGGGCUGUGUAGCAGCCACAGCAGGGGCACGAUGGGGUACUGGUGUGGUAAAUUUUGGUAGAGUUAAUUAACAUGUGUUAAUUAUGGGGAAAUUUCCCCGUCUUAACCGUCGGGCAGUUAGACGCAUCCUCUGGUUGCGUCCCCCCAACUUGUAUAUAAGGGCAUCUACAACGCUGGGCGCUAGCGUAGGCGCCAGGAUCGAAUUCCCGGUCGAUGGGGCAGUUGGGCCUUCCAAUCCUGGCGCUAUAUACGGCAUCGAUGCCAGAAAAGGAACCGAGCGCUCGAGCUAUUUUCUCGUACGAGAUGGAAGGCUGCGUGUAGCGGCCGGUUCCCUUAGCGCCCCCAUAAUUAGCGCUCAGCGUGUAACAAACAGCGCUUAGAUGGGCUUUUAAUUUUCCAAGAUUUAUUUUAUUUCCCUUAGCGCCCAUAUAGGCGUCUUGCAUUGAAGAUGCCCUAAGCAUCACUCUCAAUGAAAGAGCUGUCAACAUGGUCCAACUACUAGUGCUAUGCAUUUAACCCAUUUUCUGUUGAGUUUCAAAACUCCAGAAAUGUGUGUAUGUUGAUACUUGACAUGUUCAAUGUGUUUACCACAUCAAAUUCUCAAGAACAUGUUUUUGCGGUCGAAUUAAUUUUUCUCGUAUAUCAAACUUGCAAUUUUUUGAGUUAUAUUUCCCUCAUUGUAUUUGGAAUCACAAGGUAAUGAGUUGGAUCUAGUGCUCAUUUGCAGACUAUCAACUAUUACUGCAAGG